Molecule: messenger RNA, 5722 nt
Organism: Daldinia loculata
Lineage: Eukaryota; Fungi; Ascomycota; Sordariomycetes; Xylariales; Hypoxylaceae
Exons: 3
Coding region: 76-5136 (1686 amino acids)
Molecular function (GO): acyltransferase activity
Source: RefSeq, a predicted model, not a curated record
ACGAACGCGGAUUUCAACACUUAGUCUGACAAUUCCAAUUCAACUUUCCUUCAACAACAUCCAUCGACGACCACCAUGAUCGAUAUGGGAGACCGUCGAAGAGGCCCUUUCUCUGGGCCCACGAUCCUGCUGUUCGGUCCGCUCGCUUUGUCUUUCAACGAGGUAUCUUUCGCCCAGGUUCGUAAAACAGUGACCGAUAACGACGAAUUCCGGUGGGCUAUCGAUACCGUUUCCGAAUUCCCUCAAAUAUGGAAGUCUCUCACUACCUUUAUUCCCAGCCUCAAGACUGCGUCGGCACUUGACCAACUAGAGGACCUGAGUGAUGCCUUUCUAACAGGGCGGCCACUCGAAAUUUCCUUCCCUCUUCCGAAUAAACUUCUCAUCCCACUGGUCAUCAUCUCCCACCUCACUCAAUACGCCACAUUUUUGUGUAGCAGAACUGAGGGGCAACAUAUUGACCCAUUCGACGCAUACAGAUCAGACAGAGAGACCCUCGGACUUUGUACCGGACUUCUGAGUGCCUUCGCUGUUUCUAGUACAGGCAACAAGGAAGACUUUAAGAAGUAUGCUGCUGUCGCUGUGCGAUUAGCCAUGCUAAUCGGUACUGUCAUCGAUGCCCAAGACGAGGUUACCGAACCCUCGAAGUCCCUUAGUGCUAUAUGGAACUCUGCAGGAAGUGGCGAGGAGCUGCAACGUAUUAUGGAGAGCUUUCCAGGGGUGAGUAUUUCCGUUAACUAUGACGAGAACCGCGCCACCAUCACAACGAAGGCUUCGGCUAUUCCCAAACUGCAACAACAGCUAAGGGGUGCUGGGCUUAUCGCUUCGGAAGUUGGUCUCUAUGGACGCUUUCAUGCUGAUAUCAAUAUCGAGAAAUUGGUUUUACUCACAGAAUUUGUCGACACUCACGUCGAGUUCCAGUUCCCAGACGCUACAUCAGGCCUUGUACUUCCCACCCGGUCAAACUGCGGAGGCGAACUAAUCACGCGGGGUCCGCUGCACCAUCACGCGUUACAGUCCAUCCUAACAGAGGUACCACGGUGGUUUCAAACCAUGUCCACUGUCCGUGACAAUGUUCUGAAAAGUAAGGACUCGUACAUCUUAUCCUUCGGCCCCGAGCGCGCCGUGCCGCCAUCACUUUUUCGUGAUCUCAACUCUCAGGUAUUACAUAUGGCUGAUUCGGAGAGCACGGCUUCGCGAUGCGAAGCUUUCUCCGAGAAUGAUCUACGGCCAUUCUCCGAUAAUGACGUUGCCGUUGUGGGUAUGUCGAUCAAAGUGGCCGGCGCCGAGACCUUAGAUGACUUCUGGGACCUUUUGGUCUCCGCUAAGUCGCAGCACAAGGAAGUGCCAAAAGAGCGUUUUUCUUUCGAAACUGCUUUCCGUGAUGUUGACCCCAAGAGAAAGUGGUUUGGAAACUUUAUCGAGAACUACGACAAAUUCGACCACAAAUUCUUCAAGAAGAGCCCUCGGGAAAGCUCAAAUAUGGAUCCCCAGCAACGUCUGUUCUUCCAGUGCGCCUACCAAGCUCUAGAGCAGUCCGGCUAUUUUCAUUCUCCCGAGCCAGAAAAUAAUAUAGGUUGCUUUGUUGGUGUCUGUUCUCGCGAUUAUGAUUGUAAUAUCGCUUGCCAUUCACCUAAUGCAUUUUCUGCCACUGGUAAUCUGCAGAGUUUCAUCUCUGGUAAGGUUAGCCACUAUUUUGGUUGGACUGGUCCUGGCUUAACGAUCGAUACGGCCUGCUCCUCUUCAGCUGUAGCUAUCCACCAAGCCUGCCGUGCGAUAACCAAUGGAGAAUGUACCGCUGCCCUUGCUGGUGGCACCAAUGUUCUCACUAACCCCUUAUGGUUCCAAAAUCUAGCCGGGGCAUCGUUCUUGAGCACAACUGGCCAAUGCAAACCAUUUGAUGCUAAGGCAGAUGGUUACUGCAGAGGUGAAGGGGUAGCUGCAGUAUACCUGAAGAAACUAUCUGCUGCUGUGGCCGAUGGUGAUCAGAUCCUUGGUCUCGUCGCAGCGACAGGUGUGCAGCAAAAUGAGAACUGUACUCCUAUCUUCGUCCCGAAUGCACCGUCUCUUGCAAAUCUUUUCCAGGCCGUUACUAAAAGGGCUCGACUCAAACCCUCCCAAAUAUCAGUUAUCGAAGCCCAUGGCACCGGUACCUCCGUUGGUGACCCGGCCGAGUACCACGGCUUACGACAAGUAUUGGGUGGCCCUGCUUCUGGGCGGGAUGAGGAUAUUCUGCUAGGAUCCGUGAAGGGUCUCGUCGGCCAUACUGAGGCCACCUCAGGGGUUGUCUCCAUGAUAAAAGUUAUGCUUAUGAUCCAGAAGGGGAUGAUCCCAGCCCAGCCUAGCUACACUUCUAUGAACCCAGCCAUUGGGGCAACCCCGGCCGAUAAAAUGAGUAUCCCUACGAGUUUACAAAGGUGGGACACCAAAUUCCGAGCUGCCUUGAUCAAUAAUUACGGCGCCUCCGGUUCCAACGCUUCAAUGAUCCUCACGCAAUCCCCAUUUAUCAAUACCAAGAUAACAAAAAAUACCUCAAAGGUUCCGGCCGGUGUUAAGUAUCCAUUUUGGCUCGCUGGUUUAGAUGACCAAAGUCUCCGUCGGUAUAGUAAGGCUUUCCGCAAGUUUCUCAACAAAGAAAAUUACCCGGCAACGGAUUUCUUCCUCUCUAAUGUUUCCUUCAACUUGGCCCGUCAGAGCAACAGAUCUCUUGACAGGGCGGUCCUAUUUAGCGUGCGUUCAAUAGAGGAGCUUGACCAGAAGCUAAGUUCUCUGGAGAGAGGCGAUUCUGGCAUGAUAACCAUUACUCGGCCUGGCUCCAAACCUGUUGUGCUCUGCUUUGGGGGCCAAGUAUCGACGUUCAUAGGUUUGGAUAAAGGCCUGUACGAAAGGAUAGCUGUUCUGCGAAAACAUCUAAAUAAUGUCGAUGCGGUCGCUCGUCUGAAUGGCGCAAGGAGUAUCUUCCCUGGAAUAUUCGAAAAUUCACCCAUUAAGGAUACUGUCCAGUUGCAGACGAUGCUCUUUGCUAUUCAAUACGCCUGUGCACGAUGUUGGAUCGAAUCGGGGAUUAAACCUGUAGCAGUGGUCGGUCAUAGUUUUGGUGAACUCACUGCGCUCGCUAUCUCGCAGGUGCUUUCACUCGAAGACGCCGUGAAGUUGAUAGUGCACCGUGCGACGCUUGUCCGUGAUGCCUGGGGUAGUGAGAAAGGUGCCAUGAUGGCUGUGGAGGCAGACUUGGACGAUAUUGAGAAGCUACUUUCGGAGUCGAACAGCAGAGUUCCGCAAGAGAAGCCUGCGAGCAUUGCCUGCUACAAUGGACCACGAAGCUUUACUCUGGCCGGUUCUGUCGCAGCAAUUGACGCAGUUGCUGCUACUAUCUCGCCGUCGCUAAGGUCGAAGAGAUUGAAUGUCACAAAUUCGUUUCACUGCACCCUCGUUGAUCCUCUUAUUGAGGCCUUGGAGCAAGUUGGAAAGACGCUUACAUUUCGUAAGCCGUCUAUUCCCAUAGAAAGAGCUUCUGAGUUCCCCGAUCAGGAGAGGUACACGGCCAAGUUCAUUGCUGAUCAUAUGCGUCAUCCUGUCUAUUUUGGCCAUGCCAUUCAGCGACUCUAUAAGCAGUACCCAUCUGCCAUUUUCUUGGAAGCUGGUUCCAACUCCACCAUUACCUCUAUGGCGAGUCGUGCGCUUAGUAGUCCCGGUGAUAUUCACUUCCAAGCUAUUAACAUCACGAACGGUGAUAAAGCGUGGGAUAACCUAGUUGAUGCGACCGUGAACUUGUGGAAGGCUGGUGCGGCUAUACAGCACUGGGCGCACCAGACUGCCCAGACGAAAGAGCAUUCUCCCCUUUUACUACCACCAUACCAGUUUGAGCAAGCAACUCACUGGCUAGAAUUUAAGGUGCCUCCCAAGACAACCACGGCUUCCCCGGCACAUGCGACUGAUCCGGAAGGGGGGAGGCUCCCAGAUAGCCUCCUAACCUUUGUUGGUUAUCAGGAUAGUAAGAAACGGGUUGCCAAGUUUAGGGUGAAUACCAUGAUCCCUAAAUAUGAGAGACUCGUCGUUGCCCACGUUAUUGCGCAAACUGCGCCCAUCUGUCCAGCUACCGUGCAGCUUGACCUCGUCAUUGAGGCUGUUCGUGGUAUCCGAUCGGAGCUGGAAACAGCUAAAUUGGAGCCACAGAUACAUAUCGUACAAAACCAGUCACCCAUUUGUAUUAACCCAGCACGGGCUGUUUGGAUUGAGUUGGAGGAGGAAGGAACAAGUAAGAGUCCAUCCUGGAACUUUCGGGUCUUCAGCACGGACAUGCCUCAAGGAGCUGCCAAGACUCUGCAUACGACGGGUAGAAUUGCCUUCUACUCAACAGAGGAUUUGACAUUGAAGCUGGAGUUCGCGCGUCUUGAGCGACUUAUUGGACACGCUCGCUGCGUUGAGCUGUUGCGGAGUGGUAAUGUCGACGAAAUCCUAUCGAAUAAAAACAUAUACAAAAUAUUCUCAGAGGUUGUUGACUACGGAAAUGACUAUCGCGGCCUCCAGAAGUUGGUAGGCUGUGGAAACCAGUCCGCCGGUCAUGUUGUUAAGAAAUACAAUCCUGAGACCUGGCUUGAUGCUCACUUGGCCGAUAGUUUCUGCCAAGUUGCUGGUAUUUUCGUUAAUUGUAUGACGGACAGAGCCUCAUCUGACAUGUACAUUGCCAACGGCAUUGAACAAUGGAUUCGCUCCCCUAAACUUCGUCUUGGCGAUGCACGACCGGACAGCUUCCACGUGCUCGCAACUCAUCACCCUUCAGACAAGCAGUACCUCACCGACGUAUUCGUCUUCCAUCCUGACACCGGCGCACUGCUGGAAGCUAUCCUCGGGAUUAGUUACGUCAAGAUUCCCAAAGCCUCGAUGAGUAAGCUCCUUUCGCGUCUUACCGCCGGAGGUGCUACAGCUGCUGCGCCAUCCGAGCCAGCCAAGGUCGCGUUGUUCGAAGCUGCACCUACGGAGAUUGUUCCACCGGAUCCGGUCUCUACGAAGGGGUCCAAGCCACAAAAGGUGAACAAGCAGUCGCCUAAGUCAAGUAUAGUUCCUUGGUAUCGACUCUUUAAUGGGUAUGGAGAUGGCGCACGAGAUCGAGGCGGCUUUCAAGGUCACGUUGCCUGAAAGCGAGCUUAUGGGGAUUGUCGAUAUGCCUGGCUUGAUUAAAUGUGUGCAGAAGGCAGUAGGUGGAGAUGCCGCCAGUGAUAUAAGUGAGCAAAGCGAAGAUGAUACUUCCAGCGACAGUGAUGCCAGGUCGUGUAGCAUUAGUGAAACAUCGUCGGGGCAUCCAACCGGUCUGACAACUCCAGCAGCUGAUUACGACAAGGAUUCAUACGACGUUCUUAGUGCAUGCGAUGACGAGCUGAAGCUUCCUUUCGCUACGGUUAUGCAGGCCUUCACCGAAGUGAAAGCUCUUACAGAUGACAAAAUCGCCGAACACGGGCAGGCCAACUAUUUUGACACGGUGAUGCCAUUGCAGACAGAUAUGUGCGUCGCACUCACACUCGAGGCAUUCGAUCAACUCGGACAACGUCUUCGCGAGGCGAAACCGGGAGACAAAUUGCGCCGAAUUUCCCAUCCGAAGGAGCAUGGCCGUUUAGUCGACUAUCUCUACCUAAUGCUGGAGAAGGAGGCUCACAUUAUCAAUGUUAACGGCGAUACUAUUACCAGAACUGCCACGGCAGCGCCGGCAAGGCCGAGUAAGGAGAUU